Molecule: messenger RNA, 1335 nt
Organism: Trypanosoma grayi
Lineage: Eukaryota; Euglenozoa; Kinetoplastea; Trypanosomatida; Trypanosomatidae
Exons: 1
Coding region: 1-1335 (444 amino acids)
Source: RefSeq, a predicted model, not a curated record
AUGGGGCAACAACAACAACAACAGCAGCGACGGCUGGUCUCUUUGCAGGAGUCUGUGCCCCCCGGGGCCCAUCCCGGCUCCCUCAUGACCCUCAUGGAAUUCCUCCGAUUCAUUGCCGGUGAUGGCGGGGUGGAGAAGCAACAGCAGCAGGAGGCGGUGGUGCUCUCUGCGGCGCCGGCGGUGGUGCGUGUAGCUGGUGUGCUGCUACUAUUAGAAUACGCCGCGCCAGAGGUGCUUGCCGCGCCUGGGCCUGGUGUGCCGUUUCACGUUCCUCCCGACUUCUUCAACAUGACGGAGCGCUGUCUGCAAUUCUUUCUUGUCGAUGUUCUCUGGGGCACUUCCUUUGCCUCUUUUGGAGUCUCGCAGGCGCGGCAAGCGCCAGCAGAGAGUGUGACCUCGACAUUGUCCACCUGUCGUCGUGAAGGCCUGGUGGCGUUUGCCACAACGUUCACCUCACUUGUGUCGCUCGCUAGCACGAUGCUGAGCGUCACUGAGGCGCAGCCCAAGAGUCGUGGCUCUGCUGCGGCCGUUGGCAGUGGUGCCGCGGAGGCCCCCGAACACCUAAGGCGUGCGUUGCAGCGCCUCGAGGGGUUGGUAAUGCUGCUGAGCGAGCUCAUCCCACACGUGAUACGCUGCUCUGGUGACGUGGGCGCCGCGACAGAGCUCCUGUCGGUGCUCGUACCAUCCUCUUCGGUAGAGUCGCCGCUCUUCGCUGGCGUUGCGAGGCGCAGCUUGGACGUCCUGCGCCGCUGGUCAGUGCCGACCGCAGACAAUCCCCCGGAAGCAGGAAAAGGCGUCAUGGCCGAAGCCAUUGUGAUGUCGCAGCAGCAGCAGCAGUCUGAUAGGACAGCAGUAGGAGGAGAGGGAGUCGGUGCUGGGAUGCCGCCACUCCUCGAAGAGGAGGUAGGCAGUAAGCUGCAAAGUGUGGCGCGUGCAUCGAUGAGCGCCCGCAACCGAGCGGUGCUGCAGCGGUUCCUCGGCAACACCAGCAGCGAUGAGGCACGGCAGAUGGCGAAGACGACUCUGCAGACAAUUGUGCUGCUCUACCCGCCCGACCUUGGGCGUCGUCAGCAGCAGCAGCAGCAGCAAAAGCAAAAGGGUUUUCUGUUGGGGAAGGAAAGGGGCGCAAAAGAGAAUGAUGAUGAUGGUGACGAUGAGGAGGAGGGAGAGGAGGAAGAGGAUUGCAACGGUGAGGAAACAGAGGCGCUGCAGGGCAUGCUGCUGGAGCUCGCACGCGUCGUUGCUCACACCGGCGACGACGCGGAAUUCCGCUCGCUGUUGUCUGGGGCUCUGCUGGGCGUCUGCGCCGCGCUCGGAUUCCCUUCGUCUCCGUGA